AGCCAACACAAACUUAUACACCGAUACGAUUUAUACAUGGCGGAAACAAUAAUUGCCCGCUUUAUUCGUAGUUUAUAUUUUGUCCAUAUUUGUCGCUAAAGUCACACAUGCUUUGAACAAAAGGUGAACAACCUUGAAAGAAUAUUACUUUUUGGUCUCUGCUUUUAAUCUAAUGUUAGAUGGCAGCACUUAAGCUCCUGUUGUAUCUUCUUGUAUUCACUUUACUGAACAAGGUGUCUUGGAAUCAUCAUGUUACUGCACAGUGUUGCAUUGAGUAUUGGGUCAAGAAGCAUUAGCACUUCUGCUAUUUCCAAUCAAAUUAUUAAAUUAACUCGAUUAAGAGUUGUCGAUAACAGUGAAAUAGGAAAACAAGCUAUGUUAGAAGGAAAACCACCACGUUGUAUUCAUAUUUAUAAUAAAGUAGGAAUUGGGUAUAUUGGUGACAGAGUAUUAGUCGCUAUAAAAGGUGAAAAGAAGAAAGGCAUAUUAGUUGGCUUAAAGCAAAAUCAAAAUCCAAAAAUACCUAAAUUUGAUUCUAAUAAUAUAGUUCUCAUAGAUGAUAAUGGAACACCUUUAGGUACACGAAUACAUGUACCGAUACCCCAUAUAUUAAGAACAUUAUUGAAAGAGAAAACUCAUAGCAAAGGAGCAGAUUAUACAAAGUUGCUCGCUAUCGCCUCAAGAUUUGUAUAAAAUAUGUUGAGUGGAUAUAUUUCUCUGUACAAAAUUUACAUAAAAUAAGAUAUAAUAAAUAUCAUAUGUGCAAAUUGUUAA
Molecule: messenger RNA, 774 nt
Organism: Vespa velutina
Lineage: Eukaryota; Metazoa; Arthropoda; Insecta; Hymenoptera; Vespidae
Gene: mRpL14
Product: 39S ribosomal protein L14, mitochondrial
Exons: 3
Coding region: 250-693 (147 amino acids)
Biological process (GO): translation
Cellular component (GO): mitochondrion; ribosome
Molecular function (GO): structural constituent of ribosome
Source: RefSeq, a predicted model, not a curated record